GUGUCGGCGGCGGCCUCCCUCAUCCCCUCAGUGUGCUUUCUGCUGUGCUCGGGGACUGUUGCAUGCAGACCAGCCCGCAAUGAGAGUCCUAGACCCGCCACACUGCUAAGGGUUUUGGCCGCCGGCGGUACUUAAAGACGAUACCAUGCGGCAGUUUCAGCGACCUUACCACGUCAAUGAAGAUAGCAGCCGUGGAGGUGGAGGGGAGCGCGGGGUGAGGCGGGGCACGACGUAGAUGGCGAAGGUUGACUGUGGCCGUCUCUGGCCGCCGCCACCAGCACCUCCUCCACCAGCCCCACCUCGCGAUGGACGCCAGACAUGUAGCCGCCCCCCACACCACCACCCCGCCACCCAAACCUCUCGUCUUCGUCAAGAUGGAGGCCCUGGUGAGAGAGAUGCAGGACCCAGAGACCGGGGUCCCCAUUCGCAGUCAGAAGCUCUUCCUUACUUCCAUCCCCUCCGCCUUCAUGGCGUCGCAGUCACUAGUGACGUCUGUAGCCACUCCCCAGUGUGUGCCUCGGAGCGAGCAGACCUCUGUGUUCAAGGGAUACGACCUGAUUGAAUGGUUACUGGAGCGUCUGGAGAUCGAGGACUCAGCGGAGGCCAUCCACCUGGCCAACCUGCUCUGUCAGUACGGCUACUUCUUCCCUGUGGGGGAGUCUCGCUCCCUCAUCGUCAAGGAUGACUCCUCCCUAUACAGGUUCCAGACGCCGUACUACUGGCCCUCUCAGAACCACAGCGCCGACACCACCGACUACGCCAUCUACCUCACCAAACGACUCUCCAGGAACAAGCAGAAACAUGGCCUGGAGGACUACGAGGUGGACGCGUAUAACAAGCUGAAGAAGGCGCUCUCCCACAAGUGGGACUUUAUCUCCAUGCAGGCGGAGGAACAGGUAAAGCUAGCGAAGGACAGGAAGAAGGGUGACAAGAUAGUGACGGACUCCCAGGAGCGGGCCUACUGGCGGGUCUACCGUCCUCCUCCGGGCUUCACCAACUGCCUAGAGACCGCCCCCGUCCCGGACAAAACAAAUAUGGCCAACAGAGUCCGCAAGAAAACGGUCGACGAUCUCAAGAAAGAUAACUUCUUCCUGGCGUCAGCGGUGGACCGGACGCGCCAGAAGGUGUCGCAGGUGGCCGAGAGCCUCCUCACCCACGCUGAGACCUACUUCGAGUACGACCACUUCCUCACCUUUCCCCAACCUUCCAACCCUUGGCUCUCUGACGACCUCACCUACUGGACCCUCAACGACUCUAUACUCAUCAACGACACCAUGGGUCAGACGGAGUUCACAGCCUACCUGAGGAAGGAGUUCAGUCAUGAGAACAUCCGCUUCUGGCAAGCUGUCAAUGAACUGAGGUGGGGCCCGGCCGCCAGCGUCGCUGACAACGUCAGAAACAUCUUCGAGGAGUUCCUGAAGCCCGGGGCGCCUUGUGAGAUCAACAUUGACGGCAAGACGAUGGAACAGACGCAGCUGAUGAUGAUGAAGCAGCCGUCGCGCUACACCUACGACCUGGCCGCCGAGCACGUCUACAUCCUCCUCCUGAAGAAGGACUGCUACCCGCGCUUCCUGCGCUCCGAGCAGUACAAGACGUUGCUGGCUAACGCCGUCCAGCCCUCACAGAAGAAGAGGCCCAACUCUAUGCUGGUGCGCCUCAUGGCUCCAUCACUGAUGCUAGCCCCGGGGCCCGAAGGCCGCGUCGGUUUGCAGAUGUUCUUCAGCUUCGGAGGCGCAGGCAAGAAGAAGGUGUCAACCCCGGCAGCGGCCAACAACAUCGCCGUGGCGCAGACUCCGCAGCCUCUCAAGCGGCACGGCUCAGACGAGCAGGCAGUGGCACUGGCCGGCCUGGCACCCCACGGCAGCACGGGCUCCGUCGGGGACACGGCAGGCACCGCCACGCACCAAGGAGGCCCAUCAGGCUCAAGCAACAAGCUGGACUGCGACCCACCAUACAGUUGCUCAGAGAGGCAGAGCAUAACUGCGGUUGAGGUGAGCCAGAGCGACAGUGUGUGCCCGUGGGACACCACCAGCGAAGCCUCCGCUGCCAACAUCUGCCCCUGGGAGACCUCCGCUCCGCCUCCUACACGCACUCAACAGCCCAUCGUCAAGCCCACACAACAGAGGUUGACUUACUCUAAGGCGCGACCUGACCGCUCCAAGUCAGUCGAUGUAAGUUCUCUCAGCAAGAGACAUGGUUCGGUGUGUGUGGCACCGAGUCUAGUGCCAGUUCUCACAGAGGGCCACCCAACUGCCUCCAUCUGUCCAUGGGAGUCUCAAGAACUGCCAAAUCGCACCACAGAAAAGUCUAAAUCUAUUGAUGUGGAUGUGUGCCCUUGGGAGACAAGUGAACCACCUAAGAAACCUUCGACCAGUUCUGCGCCGGGAAUGAUAACAACGGACACAGUGAACCCUUUGAUAACGCCUUUACAGGUUCACCCGGAGCACUGCGACGCGUCUUAUAAAGUAGCCACGAGCACAGGUCCACCGGUAAUCUCAAGAGACUGGGGAAGUAAAGAUGGCUCGCGUCCGCCUUGUGAAAGAAACAUUUCGAUCCAAAUUUGUCCUUGGGAAGAGGUAGUGGAGGAAGAGUCUGGAGAGAGAGUGAGUGAGAGCACCAGCACGGCAAGUCCUCGUGUGCGGCGGCCCAGUGAGGAGAGCGAGGGCAAAGUAGACCAAGCUAUCAAGCCAAAAGACAAAUAUCUUAGCAUGAAUAUAACCUCCAUCUGUAGUGAAAGUUACACCAAACUUGACAGUGUGGCAAUGCAGACGGUGCUCGACCCCCGCCCUGGCAUCAGCAGCGAGGGAACAUCCUCCCCGUCGUCGACCUGCUCGUCAUCCAGUCAGAGCGACUCUCGCCGCAUCAAGAUAGACUACACCGUGAGGUCGGGCCACCUGCCAGGUCAGUACGGGCUGCCCAUCAUCAGUUCGGCAGCUAGCGUGACCUCCUUGAGUCAGCAGACUCAGCAUGGGCAUGUAGGCACCACCCUCAGCAGCGGGGACACCAGCACCACCAGUAGCAGCAGCAGUACCGGCGGUCACCACCCCAGCGAGUCCCCGCGGGUCACGCUACCUUGUCCCACGGAAGGAGGGAGUAAGCCCGCCUCUCCCAAGGUGGCAAGCAGCUUAGUGGCCCCCUGGGAGGACAACCCGCCACAGAAGAUGACAGACAUAUGCCCUUGGGAGGAUGAGUAA
This is a messenger RNA of Procambarus clarkii (red swamp crayfish), 3194 nucleotides long. NCBI's taxonomy places the organism in Eukaryota, Metazoa, Arthropoda, Malacostraca, Decapoda, Cambaridae. The record is from RefSeq and is a predicted model, not a curated record.